AUGGCCUUCACGCCGUCCGUGUGGGCCUCGAGAGCAGCAACAAAGGGUUUGGCAAAAAGCUUCUUCAACUUUGUUGCUACCAGCGCGCGGCUGUACUCCCGCUCCUGCAGCAGCAGCAGCAGCAGCAGCAGCAGCAGCAGCGGCAGCAGCAGCAGCAGCAGCAGCAGCGGCAGCAGCAGCAGCAGCAGCGAAGGCGAGGAGUUACAGCUGCCGCAGCAGCGACAACAGCAGCGACAGCAGCAGCAACAGCAGCAACAGCAGCAGCAACAGCAGCAGCAGCAGCAACAACAGCAGAUAUGCGCAUUGCACAGCAUUCUGCUGCUGCUGCAGUGCCAACACCCUAAGUGGGGCCCCAGCAGCGGCCUUGACGCGCGCGCAGCAGCAGCAACAGCAGCAGCAGCAGCAGCAGCAACAGCAGCAACAGCAGCAGCAACAGCAGCAGCAACAGCAGCAGCAGCAAUAGCAGCAGCAAUAGCAGCAGCAGCGGCAACAGCUUCUGUCAAGCUCAGUGACUGGAGUGACUGGUCAUAUCUGGCUGCCGGAAGAGCAGCUGCAGCAGCAGCAGCUGCAGCAGCAGCAACAGCAGCAACAGCAGCAGCAACAGCAGCAGCAGCAAAGAAUCAGACAAUGGGGAAUACGGAGAGCACUUCAGCUGUGCAGCAGCAGCUGGAGCUGCUGAACUCUCCCUCGCUGCUGCAGCAGCCCGAGCUGGUGCAGCACCUGCUGCUGCUGAGCCGCCGCGGCAGCCAGCAGCACUUAACGGGCCCCGAAGAAGACUCGCUGCUGUCUUGUUUGUCUUUGUUGGAAGCGACGCUGUUCUGGCGGCCUUUCCCGCAGCACGAGUUUGCGGAGGAGCUGCAGCAGCAGGAGUUGCUGCUGCAGCAGCAGCAGGAUGACUACGAUCCUCAGCAGCAGCAGCAGCAGCAGCAGGAGGAAAAGCAGCAGCAGCAGCAACAGCAGCAGCAGGAAAAGCAGCAGCAGAAUGGUCGGCAGCAGGAGGCGCAGCUGCAGCAGCAGGAAGAGCUGCAGCAGCAGGAAGAGCUGCAGCAGCAGGAAGAGCUGCAGCAGCAGCAGAACGGCCAGCAGCAGGAGGACAACCAGCAGCAGCAGCAGCAGCAGCAGCAGCAGCAGCAGCAAGAGGAACAGCAAAGCUCUGGGACCUCUGAAGGCUCAAAACGCUGCACAACUCUGGCGAACGAGCUGAUGAAUGCUCUGGCCCGUCUGCUUUUCUUGAACGGCUUUUGCGUCAACGCGCCUCGUUGCUUCCUGGAAAAGGACGAGGGUCUGUGCAAGGGAGCUCUGACUGCGGGGUCUGGAACCAUCGACGAGUACUUGCGGCAAGAACCCCCCUGGCUGGCUGUCUUUACAGCUGGCCACAGUCCAUACACCGCAAACCUCUUUUGUUCUCUUUUGAGUUCCAUUUUCACUUACGACCCCGUCGGCUAUAUCUCCUUCCACCAGGAACUCCUAAUCCUCCUUUGGCACCUCCUCACCACCAACCCCGAGUUUCUGCGUUACUUGUGCUCGAAGACAGACACAAACUUGCUGCUGACGCCGCUGCUGUUUUUGCUGCUGAAGAGCAGCAACAAAGUCAAAGAAGAGACACAAAAGGCCCCGGGCAGCUGCAGCGUGGGGCUGCUGCACACCUGCUCUUUCAUUUUGCUGCACCUCUCCUGCGAAAGGGACUUUUCAGUGCGUCUCAACGCUCCUUUCGAAGACAACUUUCCCCUCGAGUUGCCUCUCUUCAAAGGCUCCCACGCGGACUUGCUUUGCCUCGUGAUUUACAGAGUUGUCGUCGACGCCAUCGUCGGCGCGGGAAACACCCCCGCGUUGGUGAACAGUUUGUUGACUUCGCUGUGCAACAUUUCGCCCUUCGUGAAGGGUUUUGGCUUCGAAAGUUGUGUCCGUCUUUUGGGACUUUUGGAAAGAUUGGCCAAACCCUCGUGGCUUUUCAAAGCUCCUUUUCACUGCCAAGACCUCCUUUUCCUCAUCGACGCCUUCAACAACUUGCUGCAGUACCAGUACGAGGGCAACCAGAAGUUGGUGUAUUCGAUUUUGCGGCGGAAAGAAAUCUUUUUGUCUUUGGAGCAGUUGACUCUUGAGGUGUAUCCUCACCUCAAGGGGGCCCCCCAGCAGGGCGCUGCUGCUUCGGGGGCCCCCAGCCCUGCUGCUGCUGCUGCGAACGGCAGCAGCACGAGCAGCAGCAGCCCCCAGCAGCAGCAGCAGCAGCAGCAGCAGCAGGACGAGGGGGAGGAGCAGCAGCAGGAGUGGGUCCCUUCGCAGGAGUGGCUCGAUGAGUGGAAGGCCAAAAGCAGGGGCCCCCUCAGGACCCCCAUAAGGCUCAUACAGCAUUUGCUGCCUCUCGUGGAGCGGGAGUGCGCGGAGAAGGGGCUGACGGGGCAGGAAGAAGUGCUGGAGUUCCUGCAGCAAACCACGAUGGUGGGGCUGCUGCCAGUGCCGCACCCCAUAGUCAUUCGGAACUAUUACCCCAACGCCUACACUGACCUUUGGUUCAGUUCUUACUUGUGGGGUGUGCUGGUGAACCGAUCCCCAGCACUGGCCAGACUCGAUCCCACCCGCAUCCGCUUCCUCGUCGUCAGCAACGCCAGCUAG
This is a messenger RNA of Eimeria necatrix, 2613 nucleotides long. RefSeq lists its product as hypothetical. The record is from RefSeq and is a predicted model, not a curated record. The transcript has 13 exons. Bases 1 to 2613 code for a protein of 870 amino acids. Gene Ontology annotation, cellular component: Golgi medial cisterna; Golgi trans cisterna; membrane. Gene Ontology annotation, molecular function: ice binding. NCBI's taxonomy places the organism in Eukaryota, Apicomplexa, Conoidasida, Eucoccidiorida, Eimeriidae.